This is a messenger RNA of Dermacentor silvarum, 1317 nucleotides long. RefSeq lists its product as uncharacterized. Bases 1 to 1317 code for a protein of 438 amino acids. The record is from RefSeq and is a predicted model, not a curated record. NCBI's taxonomy places the organism in Eukaryota, Metazoa, Arthropoda, Arachnida, Ixodida, Ixodidae. The transcript has a single exon.
AUGGCGCCUCCCGGCAGAACGGGGAAUCGUCCCCAAACUACUCCCGCACCUGAGGCGGACACUUACACCGGUUACGACCCCCACGGCAUGCUGUGGACAACCAUCCAGACCUCGGACAGCAGACCGGAGCUGCCCCAAACCUUCAAGAGCACCGCGCUUGCUGCCGCGGUGGCAAGACGAGAGCGGGCGAGCGGCGCAGCAAUUGCAGCUGCUGACGCGGCAGCUCAAACCGGUUCCACAACACUCCCGCCGCCUGCGACGCGCUCCGCGGGCCCGCAGCAGGGGAAGAAGAAACCCACGUGGCAACCUCUACCUCUGCCGAAGCCGAAAACGACGGAUUUCGUCGUCGUCCUGAAACCGCGGACUCGAUUGUCCCUCACCACCGUUUUCCCCGAGAACGGAGCCGGCAGCGCGCUCAUCGCCCACCUUGGAGCAAACGCCAACCGGCUGGUCACAGUAGUGAUGGCGCGGGACCAAAACCUCAUCCUGGCCUACACCGCAGACCCGCUUAUUGCGGACAAACUGAUUGGCGAACUCACAGUUCUCUCCUCUGUCGGACCGGUGCCCCUUUUCGGGUACCUACGCGUGGAUACUCAGGACUCUUGCUACGGAGUGGUGACAGUGCGUAGUACCGACUCAGAAGCCGAACUUCAACAACGUCUCUACUGGGCGGAGGGCGAGAUCCUCCACAUCCGGCGAUUAGGCACCACCAACAAGGUGAGGCUCACGUUUUCCGGCAAGAUCAAGCCCAGGUCCGUCACUUACGACGCCCUGCUAAUCCUGGUACAUCCGUACAAAAAAACCAUACCAGCAUGUAGCCAGUGUGGAUCUGUUGGGCACCGCCCCGACGCCUGCCCUGGCCCUAAGCCGGACCUCUGCGGCACCUGUGGCAACACGGUGCCACUUAUGGAUGGCGCUCGCGCACCUCACGAGUGCACACCAAAAUGCGCUAUUUGCGCCGGACCCCAUGUCACCGGGGACCGGAGCUGUAAGGAGCGCUACAGGGCGCCACCACCCAAAUCGCCCACUCCUCCACUGGAGAGCCAACCCGGCCCCACGAAAGGCAAACGCCAGCGACCACGGAAGCCGAGGCCGCCCGACACCCGGGCUUCACAGCAGGUGACUCCAUCUCCUGCCACCAAAUCUCCUCCACCCCCGCAUCCUGGAGCGGAUACCCCAGGGCCUUCCAAGCGAGGCCUCACUCCGCCGGGACCUCCCACCGAAAGGUCUCCAUCGAGGCAGCGCCCACCUGCCUCCUCCACAUCGCACCUGCCGCCACCCGGACUCCAGCCUGCUGCCCAAGGGGAACUGACAUAG